AAUUUCGUGCAUAACAACGGUGCAACAUAACAACAAAGCCAUCAAUAGUUAUCAAUUUUUUCAGUUAACAUUUGUACAAAUUAAUUUGAUUGAAAAGCAAGAAAAAAUGUAUAAGCUAGACCUCCCGGUGGAUUAUAAGGAGGCGGCGGCUAUUGAACGUCGCCGGAACAUGGAAGAGCAAAGAAAAUCAAGGAUAUUUAAUGCAAAGUCGCGAACAAUUGGGGUUGAUAUGCAAGCACUUGAACAACAAAUAAAAGAUAAGAAACAACAGGAAGAAUAUGAAAGGAAAAGGGCUGAUGCCUUUGCUGCUGAUUCAGUCAGAAAUGAUAAAAUUUCUCAGUUACUGGAGAAAAGACAAUCAUCAGAUGUGUUUGAGUUGAACAGAGCUUUGAACGAGUUCAGAACACUUCAUCAGCAACCAGACAGCAGGCGAGAGUUUGAUCUCUAUGAUCCUGAUUACCUAAAGAAGGAUAAACCAGCUCGUGUUAGUGAUGAUGAUCCAAGAUGCGGAAUUUCAAGCAUACAAAAGUUUGAUGGUGAGGAUUUGAAUAGCAAGGCUAGAAGUAAAUAUCAACAGGAACAAUUACGAGAGUGGUCAAUAGAGCAACAAAGAGAGAGGGAACAAGCUAGAAAAAACCAGGCUCAGGCAGACAGAUUAUAUGAGUUGAAGAUGAAGGAGUUAGAUGCACGAGCAAUGGAGCUACAGAAAGCUGAAGAGGAAUGUCGUAGAAAUAUCAACAUGGCAACAACAGAUUAUAAUAAUGCUCUUGCUCGUGAAAGAAAUGAAAAAGAACGACUACAAAAACAACAAGAGUUAGAUGACAAUAUGACUGAGAUAGCCAACCAUGUGUUUGGAGAUGUGCUAACAGAGAACCCAGCUGUAGCACAGAGUGCAUUUGGACCUCACAGAGUGAUUACUGACAGAUGGAAGGGUAUGAGUCCCCAGCAGCUCGAGGAUAUACGUAGACAACAGGAUAAACAAAGACUUGAGAAAGAGAGACUUGCUCAGGAGCAACAUUUGCGAGACUUGGAGCAUGACAGACAGCGCGUUGCAAAUGCACGAGCUGCCAUGUUGCUCGAGCGUGAAGCUGAACGCAAAAGAGAAGAACUCAACAGACGUAUGGCUGAUGAAAACCGACGAUUGGCUCAAGAACAAACCUCUCAUAAAGACUUCUUGGAUAAAGAAGUUUACACAAACCCUCCCACUGCUUCUUACUUUAUGCAAUUCAACACUUCAACCAGAUAAAUAUAGUUUUCCAAAAAUAGACAAUAUCCAUCCAUUUGUUAUAUUUCUCUUUGAAAUUUUUGGUUAAAUAUAUAUAUAUAUUGAAACAAAUAUAAGUUAAUAUGUGUUCUAAUAUUAAAGUGUUUAUUUGAACCAUGUACACAUAAAAUAGUAAAUCAUGUUGAUUUUCGAAAUAAAAAGACAAUUAAAUUGAAACUGUUUUAGCAAACUGCCACUCAUUUUAGAUAUAUAGUUAUACUUGGUUUUAAACAUCAAUUUUACUGUACAGUAUUUAUAUAUAUGGUAGGUUUUUUUAAUGAAGCAGACUUGAUGUUUUAACAUUGACAAGUAUUAUUUAUUAGAAAAACUGAUCAUUUUGAAUGUGUGCAAAGAGGGAUAUUUCUUGUUGCUAGUUAUGCCGUAUGAGAUGGAAUAUAAUCAACACUAAAGUUGAAUGAAACGUAAAAAAAUUGUUAAAAAUACAACACAUUGUUUAAAAAUAAGAUGUCUUUCCAAAGACCAUAUACACAUAUUGAGUUGUUGACUUACAUACUGUACCUUAUCACGGAUUUAAUAUAAAUCCGUGCUUAUAUGAAAUAUUGUGAAUGAAUAUGUUUUCUUAAAGGAGUAUCUUCUUAAGUGUGUUUUUAUGAAUAUUUAAGAUAUUUACACAAAACACUCUUCUAAACUUGGAUAUCCCAGCUGUAUAUACAGGAUAUAUUUUACAUAAAAUGAUUUCCUAGCAUAUUAAUGUAUGUCAUCUAUUGUAUACUCUGUUAUCUGUGAUAAAAGUUCUCUAAACGAGACAACUUUCUGUUGAAUAUACUUGUUAUGAAGUGUCUGUGUUGUAUGGAAAAGUUAAAUGAAUAAACAUAUUUGCAGUACUAACUGGA
Molecule: messenger RNA, 2118 nt
Organism: Ruditapes philippinarum (Manila clam)
Lineage: Eukaryota; Metazoa; Mollusca; Bivalvia; Venerida; Veneridae
Product: RIB43A-like with coiled-coils protein 2
Exons: 6
Coding region: 107-1246 (379 amino acids)
Source: RefSeq, a predicted model, not a curated record